AGCUGGAUCUGCGUAAUGACGCAGCAGGAUGAAGCCUGCGUGCGUAAAGCGCCGCGGCUGCAGAAGGAAAUCAACUCUGGGCUUCUUGAUGGAAGCCAGAAACUCUGCGGGUUCAGCUGAUCUGAGGAGAAGGUUCUAGUUUAUCAAGGUCUAUGUGGAUCGCUGCACUGAGUCAUUUCCGCCUUAGAAGUUCGAUCCGACAAACAGCAGCAGGUUUUAUUCCUUCAUUCCUGGAGGUAAAUAUCUGAUUAAACUCCCCAUUAAGCAGAGAUUAUGGUUUGAUCCGGAAAUAAACCCCACCAGGCUCUCCGGUUGGUUCCUUCCUGGAAGUUUGCGCAACAAGGAAUAUUUGGUGAGAACUUUAUGGAUACUUUCCCACUGGAUAAAGAAUCCAGAAUAAUCCGGAAUUAUCCUCUUUCCUGACAAAGAAUCAGUGAAGCGGAUCAGAACCAGAGGAAAGUUCUGGUUCCGAAAGUUCUGAGUGAGCAGCUCAGAUUCUUCCGUUUCCUGAACUCAUAGGCCCUCCUCCUCCUCCUCCUCCUCCUCCUCCUCCGGAUAUCGUCUCCCCCGCAGCUGUCGGUCCUCCUCCUCCUUCUGGUCCGGACCGGACCGGACCGGGCCGCAGGGGGACCCGGUCGGAACCGCUGGCGGCGAUGCGGCAGUGGAAGAAGCUGCUGCUGGCCUCCGUCCUGCUGCUCUCCGCGCUCCUCCUGCUGGGUUCGGUCAGACAGCCCGCCGAACCGCACCUCCUCCCCGCAGAGGAGUACCGCCUGAUCUCCCCGCUCACCUACCGGUACCUGCUGAGCCCCCCCGGGCCGUGCCGGGACAGCAGCCCCUUCCUGGUGCUCCUGGUUCCGGUGGCGCCUCAGCAGGCGGCGGCCCGGCGGGCCGUGAGGGGGACGUGGGGGGCCCCCAGGGUGGGCACCCUGACCCUGUUCUUCUCGGGGAUCCCAGCGGAGGGGCUGCAGUCUCCCCAGCAGAGGGCGCUGGAGGAGGAGAGCGCGCAGCAUGCAGACAUCAUCCAGAUGGACUUCCUGGACAGCUACCAGAACCUGACCAUCAAGACCCUGAUGAUGAUGGGCUGGCUGGGGACCCACUGCCCCGGGGCCCCCUACGCCAUGAAGGUGGACUCUGACAUCUUCCUCAACAUCUUCCACCUCCUCCGGCGCCUCCGGACCGCCCCCAGGGCGGGCUUCAUCACCGGCUCCGUCAUCAGCGACGGCCGGCCCCGGAGGGACCCCAGCAGCAAGUGGUUCCUGUCGGAGCGGCUCUUCCCGGAGGAGCGCUUCCCCCCCUACGUGUCCGGAGCCGCCUACGUCUUCUCCUCCGACAUGGCGCCCCGCAUCUCCUGGGCCUCCAGGUUCGUGCGUCCGAUUCCUCUGGAGGACGUCUACGUGGGUCUGUGUCUGCGGCUGCUGGGGGUCCGGCCGGUCUACUCCCUCAGCCUGCCGCUCUUCAGGAACCUCUUCCAGCUGCAGAAGCUGCAGUAUGACCGCUGCAGCUUCUCCAGGAUCAUCAUCGUUAACGGCUUCCAGCCGGCAGAGCUGCUGCGGAUCUGGCCGGACUUCUCUGCAGGUCAGGCGGCCUGCCUGUAGCUGCAGGGGGGGUUAGCUGGAGGAACACAGUCAGGAGAUCCUGAGAGGAACCUUUUCAGGACAUCAAAGAAGAAGAAUCACAACAACAACUAUUAUUAUUAUUAUUAUUAUUAUUAUUAUUAUUAUCAGUAAAAGCUGAAAAUGUUUGGAUCCUUUAGAACUUUGUUCUGGAUUCUGUUUGUUUUAAGCUGAGAUGAAUCAGGAGGUCUGGACCUCAGGGACCUGAUGGAUCUGGACCUGAUGGUUCCGAGUCAGAUGAGUUCUGGUUCCAGGUCAGCGUGCCUUUCUGCUGCUGCAGGGAUUUUUUACCAAAGAUGGACCUGAUGGUUCCAGGUCAGAUUGGUUCUGGAUCUGAUGGUUCUGGACCUGAUGGCUCCGGGUCAGAUUGGUUCUGGACCUGAUGGUUCUGGACCUGAUGGUUCCGGGUCAGAUCGGUUCUGGACCUGAUGGUUCUGGACCUGAUGGCUCUGGGUCAGAUUGGUUCUGGACCUGAUGGUUCCGGGUCAGAUUGGUUCUGGACCUGAUGGUUCUGGACCUGAUGGUUCCGGGUCAGAUCGGUUCUGGACCUGAUGGUUCUGGACCUGAUGGCUCUGGGUCAGAUUGGUUCUGGACCUGAUGGUUCCGGGUCAGAUUGGUUCUGGACCUGAUGGUUCUGGACCUGAUGGUUCCGGGUCAGAUCGGUUCUGGACCGUCUCAGUGCCUCACUAGUUCUCUGAUCUCCAUGCUGGGCCUCAUGGAGGACCGGGUCCGGCUUGGUUCUGUUAUCUGUGGACCGGUACCGGUACCUGAACGUGCUGCUGGUCAGGGCCGGUACCGGGAGUUCUGGGCCCCGUGGAAACAUGUGGAACCGGGGCCCCCAGACCCCCCCACUGUUUUCUAUAUAAUUAUGCAGUUUGAUUUCAUUUCCUUAUCUGAGAAAAAAAUCUAAAUAAGUUUAUUAAAAGUUUAUUAAACUUUGAUUUAAUCCAGAUAUUUGCUGCAGGAGAGAUUUUAUUAUUUUUAUAGGUGGGAUGUUUUCACUGUGGUCUUCAGUAGGUGCCUAAACUCUGACUUCCAACACUGAUCUAUGUGUUCUAUAUCUAGGAUUAAACGGUGGGAGGUCUGUCAGUCCUGCUGCUUCUGGAGGGUCUAGAUGAUGAUGAUGAUGAUAAUGAUGAUGAUAAUGAUGAUGAUGAGGAGGAGGAGGAGUGACUGUAGGGCAGCAGGUUCCAUUUCCUGUCUCUGUCGAUGGGAAACCAGGAAGCAGCUGAAUGUCUUCCUGCUGAUUGGCUGCUUAGAGCGUAGAGAUGUAACUACAUAGAUCCGCUCCUUUUUCCUGUCUGGAAUAGAAGCACUCAGUGUGUUGGACUGAUUAUCCCUAUGAAGGGGUUCUAGCAGGAGGCCCAGCAUGCUGGAGAAAACAUAGAUCUAUGUGUCCUAGAAUAUCUAAACUAACUUGCCUUCACUGAUUCUACUGCUGCUUUGCCGACUGGUGGCGUACUUCCUGCAGAGCGCCAACAGGGGGCAGUGUACGCUAAAUGAUAAAGAUAGACUGCCUUCUAGAAGUGCUGCCUUCAGUCUAACUGAAGCAGAUCUAUGUUGCUAUGGCUAACCCUGUCUUGAUGUGCUGUAAACCAAAAAGCUGAGCUAUUUCUACCUCAGAGGGAGGACCGCCUCCAUCAGACGGCGUCCUGAUGAUGUCAUCGACCAGCUGCUGCUUUCUAACUGAAUAAACUCUGUUUAAAAAGCUUUUCCUGCUUCAUCCUUGAUGAGUCGAGAUGUAAAUAAAUUAUUUUCUUUCCCAGUUUGCUCCCAUGAUGAGAAACUUUCUCCUCUUCAGUAGUUUUUGCUGCUGCUUCACUCUAGGAUAGAAAGAUGAGGCAUAGAUUGGUCUGCAGCAGCCUGAUGAUCCCAGGAAAACAGACCCAAACACUUCCUCUGGUUUUUGCACGGAGGAGUCUGGUGAUGCUGUGGGGGGCGCUGACCUGACUGCACCUCAGAGGCUCCUCUGGCUCCUCCCCUUCAGGUCAGACCGGCCCGCUGCUCGGAGCAUCCAGAACCUUCCUCUGAUUGGAUGACGGCAGCUGGGAGGAGCUUCCUGGUGAGCAGGAAGGUCAGCAGAGCUGAGAUCUUUGGGGGCCUGGAUUUCACCCGGGGGGGUCAAACCUUCAUCAGACGGGCUGCAAUCUGUGGAGCGGAUGAAUCUGACCGGAUCGGAUGAAUGAAUGAAGAUAAACAGCUUUAAUGGCGGCUGAUGAUCACAGCAGCAGAACCAGUGAGCGGCUCCAGAACCAGCAGCCUCACCAGUCUCAGCCCAGUGGCAGAUCCAGAGAUCCAGUAGCGCAGCGUUACUCAGCUCCUCCAGUGGAUGGCGCUGUGCUGCAGUGAACUGAUCUGGAUCCUCAGCUUCCACUGGAAAAACCUGGGAAUGACUGAAUGACAGGAAGGGGCAGAGGGGUCAGAGGUCACAGUGAGGGGUCCAACAGCCCCCCCCCCCCAACUCAUGUAAAUGCUGAUUGUGUUUUCCAGAUCUCUGCUCUAUUAAUAAAGCUCUAUAAAUUUA
This is a messenger RNA of Cyprinodon tularosa, 4137 nucleotides long. RefSeq names its product beta-1,3-galactosyltransferase 8 (gene b3galt8). Gene Ontology annotation, cellular component: membrane. The transcript has a single exon. Gene Ontology annotation, molecular function: N-acetyl-beta-D-glucosaminide beta-(1,3)-galactosyltransferase activity. The record is from RefSeq and is a predicted model, not a curated record. Lineage: Eukaryota; Metazoa; Chordata; Actinopteri; Cyprinodontiformes; Cyprinodontidae. Bases 654 to 1595 code for a protein of 313 amino acids.